Molecule: messenger RNA, 2517 nt
Organism: Spinacia oleracea (spinach)
Lineage: Eukaryota; Viridiplantae; Streptophyta; Magnoliopsida; Caryophyllales; Amaranthaceae
Product: probable folate-biopterin transporter 8, chloroplastic
Exons: 2
Coding region: 332-2017 (561 amino acids)
Cellular component (GO): membrane
Source: RefSeq, a predicted model, not a curated record
AAGAAAAAAGUUCAGCAGCUGUCAAAGGUAGCUUUAAAUAUUCAUAAAAAAAAACCUGGAAAUUUCUUUAUGUCUCUUCUACCUCUUCCCUCCCAAUCCCCAACGAUUCUUGUUUGUUUAGGAGUUGUUUGGGAGAGUGCAUAAAAAUCCUUUCCCUAAACUACACUCUUCUACUUAUGACUAGAUACAUCUCUUCCCUUGUUUUCUUCUUCCUAUGAUUUUAAGGCGUGGAAAUUAUUUUCUCCCUCCUUAAAACAGCCAAACAGGGACUAAUUUUCUUCCCCUAUAUUUUUUUGUUGCAGUUUCUUGUUAAUAAGGCUGAAGAACAGUCAUGAUUUCUUUGGUAAUUGGCAAUGGAUUAAUUUCAAACCCAGUGUUAUUAAAACAAAAUCCAGCAAAAAUCCCCAAAUCAUCCUCUAUUUCCUUGAAAUUACCCAUCAUUUGUUUUAAUUCCCAAACCUCAAAAUUCCUUACCCCUUAUGAUUUUAUCAACAAAUUAUGGAAACCCAAUUCAAAAAAAUAUACAAAUUCUGUUGUUAUUGCUCCAAAAAGUAAGAGUAGGAGGGGUGAUGAGACGGUUGUUGACAUAAAAAAGAUUGGUUUAAGUAAUAGUAGAAAACAAAUGGUGGUUUUGUGUGGGUUGGGUUAUUGGGUUCAAGGGUUUAGGUGUUUUCCAUGGUUAGCUCUUAAUAUUCAUAUGGCACAGAAUCUGAAUUUUGACCCUUCAACUUUGCAAUUGGUGCAAAAUUGUGGUAACCUUCCAAUGGUGGCUAAACCCUUGUAUGGAAUUUUAUCUGAUGCUCUUUAUAUUGGUUCUGCUCAUAGAAUUCCAUAUGUUUGUAUUGGAGUUAUUUUGCAGGUGUUGUCAUGGGGACCAUUAUCUUUGAUUCCAUUUGUGGGUGAAGCCCUUCCUACUCUUAUGGCAUGUGUUCUUCUCAGUAAUCUUGGGGCAGCUAUCACAGAGGUAGCACAGGAUGCUCUUAUUGCAGAAUAUGGACAAAAACACAAAAUUGUUGGAAUACAGUCGUAUGCAUUCAUGGCAAUAGCUGUUGCAGGAAUUCUAGGCAACUCAUUGGGCGGUAUACUAGUGUCGAAAAUACAUCCUAGGGCUCUAUUGUUAAUUUUUAGUCUCUUGCUGUCUGUUCAGCUUUUGAUUUCCUUAUUGACAAAGGAGGAGUCCCUCGGUUUACAAAAGCCUUUAAGUGCCGAUCAAAGUUCCAUUAGUUCAACCUUGAGCAAUAUCAAGAGACAGUUUUCUAGUCUUCAAGUUGCCCUGAGUGAGGAUAAGAUAUCUCGCCCUCUACUUUGGGCGGUAGCUUCCAUUGCAGUGGUGCCGAUGCUCACAGGAUCUAUCUUUUGUUAUCAAACACAGUCCCUUAAUCUUGACCCUUCAAUUAUUGGAAUUUCCAAGGUAAUUGGGCAGAUGCUGCUAUUAUCUUUAACUGUGCUCUAUAAUCGAUAUUGGAAAAAUAUUCCAAUGAGGAAGUUGAUCGGCAAAGUACAGUGCUUGUAUGCUUUUUCUCUCCUGCUGGACCUUAUUCUAGUGAAACAAAUCAACCUAAAGCUAGGAGUACCAAACAAUGUAUUUGUUUUGUGUUUUUCGGGGUUGGCUGAAACCAUAGCCAUUUUCAAAACAGUACCAUUUUUUGUGCUUAUUGGGAGCUUAUGCCCUUGGGGAUGUGAGGCUUCAGUUACUGCAUUCCUGGCCUCAGCUUUGACUUUGUCAUCAAUUAUUAGUUGUUUCUUAGGCAUUGGAUUGACUUCUAUACUUGGUAUAACCUCUGACAAUUACUCUGGCCUCUCUGUUGGGAUCAUGUUGCAGAGUUUGGCUGCUUUAGUGCCUUUAUUUUGGAUCAACAACCUGCCGAUUACACAACUUUCAGUUGAAAAGGAAAAGGAAAAGGAAAGAAAGAAAGGAAGGAGUAAAAGGAGUCGAAAAAACCGGAGAGUAGGAAGAGUACCACUUAACUCAAUCUUUGCUUAUCGGCGAGAAAGAGAAUCAGAGUUAGAAAGAUAGUAACGUUGUAGAUUUUGUUAUUUUUACAGAAAACAGUAAGUCAGGAUGACUUUUGUUCUUGAAUGAAGUAGGAUAAUUCAAAGAGCUUCAAGAACUGCACUGCUGCUGAUUUGCUUGCUUUUGGGGGGGAUCAACAAGGAGAUAGGUGGUUAUUCUGAUGCAAGUUACUUCCUGCUGAAAAUGCACUUGAGAUCAUUAUCCUAAUCUAUGGUGUAAGUGUCACCAGUUUGUUCAGUUGAACUAGAAUAUGCUGCAUAUAAGUUGCUCAAGGCUCAUCUGGGUUAAAAGGUGUUAAUCAAAUUGUAUUUCAAUUGUAUUUCCAAAUUCCGGAUGCAUUUAAAUUGUCUUGGAAAAGUAGUCAAGAGUAAUAGGUUAUUGACUUGAUACCAAGUAAAUUGUUACAGAAUGAAGCUAGAAAGUUUUGAUAGGAGCUCUUGGUUUUGGCACCAAAUUCUCUUGUAAUUGUUGAUUCAUUUAUAUAAAUAAUCAACUGUUUUUUC